AUCGUCAGAGAGUUGCGGGCUAGCUAGCUCGUGCCGAGCCGAGCCAACAUUUGCUGUGCGUUAAAUAUUUAGCAGGCGAUAACAUUGCACCGGUCGUCAGUCCGUUCACAGCGUGCUUUGUGCUGCCGCCUCGUAACAGUAACAUGAGCGACACCGUGAAAGAGUUCAGGGAGCAGGUGAGUUGCGAUGAGAAGUUGAGGUAGCAGUUUGAAACGUGUAGCUAGCGCAGGCGUUAGCGCCAGCUGCGCUCUGCGGGUCGGUUAGCGGCCGUACUCUUUGAUAAUAGGCCUCGCACUUGAGUUGAAUGUGUUCAAUGUCGCGUUUACCCGAGUAACGUUAACCGGGAGAGCACCGAGCGUUCAGAAGAUAUCAACAACAAUAACAGUGACGUCACGGGAUGUAGCUACAAACUGCGCUUUAUUUGCUGACUUGUUACGUACCGUGCUAAACUAUUGACGUAUUAAUUUCCAGUUCAUAUUAAAUAUUGAUGUAUUACAAUUCAAUAUGUAACGUUCAGAUGUAUAUAUUAUAUACUAUUAUAUAGUAAUGUAGGACAAUUCAAGCUAACAUAGACGUGUGACGUUAUUCAGCGAAUGUCUUUUAUUUGUGUACCUUUUUGGCUCUUACAGAAACCAACUUUCCUUAUCACCCUUGUUUGUUCUUUGUUAAGGUUGAGGUUGGAAGAAAGAAAAAGGCGGAAGACGUGUCAGAUGUGAAGUUGUUAUUAUUUGGCCCUGAUGGUGUUGAUGCAUGCUAAUGUGUUGGAUGCUGAACAGAAGCUAUCAAGAUCUGUCCCCACUACUACUAGUGUUGUCAUGGCAGAUGGACUCGCGGCCUGGUUCUAGGAGUGCGUCCCCUCGGGGUUCUGCAAUAUCCACCAGCCGCUCACCGGCAGGCUCAAAAGAUGGCUCCCGACGCUCCAGGUCGAGAUCCAGAUCCAAAUCCAAAUCUAGGUCCCGUUCCCAUCGAAGCUCACGCAGGCAUCAUUCCCGCUCUCGUUCCCGCUCCCACCGACGCCAUUCCAGGAGCCGAUCUCGUAGCUGGGAGUAUCGCCGGCACAGGAGCCAUAGCCGUUCCCCAAUGUCAAAUCGUCGGAGACACAUUGGCAACAGGGCCAACCCAGACCCACACAACUGCCUGGGUGUGUUUGGACUGAGUCUGUACACCACGGAGAGAGAUCUGAGGGAGGUGUUCUCUAAAUACGGCCCUUUGACUCACGUCAACAUUGUGUACGACCAGCAGUCGCGUCGCUCAAGAGGCUUUGCCUUUGUCUACUUUGAAAACUGUGACGACUCCAAGGAGGCCAAGGAGCGUGCCAAUGGGAUGGAGCUCGAUGGCCGAAGGAUCCGAGUGGAUUUCUCCAUCACAAAACGGGCCCACACACCCACUCCUGGAAUCUACAUGGGACGUCCCACAUAUGGUGGCGGUGGGAGCGGCGAAGGGGGAGGAGGCGGGGGAGGAGGCGGGGGGGGAGGAGGUAGCGGCAGCGGUGGCAGCAGUAACGGUGGUUCAUCGCGACGCGCCUCGAGGGACUAUGAGAGGAGCUACGACAGAGGCUGUGACAGAAGUUACGAUCGUGACUAUGAGCGCUAUGACGACAGAGAGUACAGAUCAUACAAACGCAGAUCUCCAUCUCCUUACAGCAGGGGGUACCGCUCUCGAUCCCGGUCACGGUCCUACUCACCACGUCACUACUGAGCAGUAAGAAAAGAAGGCAACUGCUUCAGUGAUAUUGUUCAGAUGCUUUCUUUUCCUUGACUUUUUAUGUUUGGUUUUUUUUGCUUUGUUUUUAGAGAAUGAAUAUGGUUUUGAAGGUCUAAAUAAAAUGGUCCCAGAAAUUCAGUCUGUCUAAGAACCACAAACUCUGUGAAUUUUUCAUAACCAAAUUUCUAGGCAAACUUGUGAGAAACUAAAAUUUUAGAAAAUAGAUAUGUGUAAACAGGCAACUUUGGAUCACAUAAAAAAAAUCCUAACAGUAAAACCUUUUAGGUGGUUUAUUCUCUGCUCGACAAGUUUGGUUUUUAUACAAGAAGGAUGUUCUUUGGUAUAUUAUGAUUUCUCAUUUUGCUCUUCAUAUGUAGCCUUCAAGAUCCCAGUUUGCGUUUAAUGUUUUAAAGACCAUCUUUCUAUUUAUUUGUGUGUUUUUCGGAUGUAAGUAUGUUUUUGGGGUGUUGUACAUACACAAAAAGAUACUUCUGUCUGUUGUUUAGUGACAGUUUGUAGUAAACUGUGAUGGCCACAUCGCACCGUGGUUUUAGAUGCAGGAAUGCUGCAAGUAUUGUUGCAGGUGUUGUUCCAUGAACUUCCAUCAAAACAGUUUGAGUUAUUUGGUGUGUUUUUUUCGUAACAGAAAUAAAAAUAUGACUGCUUA
Molecule: messenger RNA, 2371 nt
Organism: Pseudoliparis swirei
Lineage: Eukaryota; Metazoa; Chordata; Actinopteri; Perciformes; Liparidae
Product: transformer-2 protein homolog alpha-like
Exons: 8
Coding region: 751-1698 (315 amino acids)
Biological process (GO): positive regulation of mRNA splicing, via spliceosome
Cellular component (GO): spliceosomal complex
Molecular function (GO): RNA binding
Source: RefSeq, a predicted model, not a curated record